Molecule: messenger RNA, 1032 nt
Organism: Dendronephthya gigantea
Lineage: Eukaryota; Metazoa; Cnidaria; Anthozoa; Malacalcyonacea; Nephtheidae
Exons: 5
Coding region: 1-951 (316 amino acids)
Molecular function (GO): oligosaccharide binding
Source: RefSeq, a predicted model, not a curated record
AUGGAAACAAAACAAGCAGCCAGCGAGUUUGAAUGUGGUUUGCUCUGCGUUCAACAUGAAUCGUGUGCCUCAAUCAAUUACAAAACAUCUGGUAUUGGUAAAGGUCGCUGUGAUCUCAACAAUAAGACACAUCAAGACAUAACUGAUGACGAUGAAACAAGCAACUCUGAGUUCAACCAUCUUGUCAUAAUUAAACCAAGGAGCAAAGAGCCUGGUCAGGUAUACUCCCCAAUUUUGAGAGAAAGUGAAAUAGUUUCAUCUUGCAAAGACUUGUUACUCAAGAAACCAUCAACGCCUAAUGGUGCUUACACUCUGCAGUUAAACACAUCCUCGACACCAUACGAGGCAUAUUGUCACAUGACAGAUAUUCCAGGUUGUGGACAUGGAGGCUGGACACUAGUGUUGAAAGUGGACGGAAAUAAGCCUACAUUCCACUAUGAUGCAUCUUUGUGGACGAACAAUGAAAGUUAUGCAGUUGAAGAUGGACUUGAAGGACUAACAGAGAAAGAAAGUAAACUGGCCUCUUAUUGGAACACUCCUUUUAAGAAAAUAUGUCUUGGUAUGACCGUUAAUGGCGACAGAAGAUGGAUGAUAUUGAAUUAUGAAGCCAGUUCGCUGUACAGUUUGAUCGCAGACGGACAAUAUCGAAACACAAGGGCUAAGAAAAAUACAUGGAUGUCUUUGAUCGCAGGCUCUGUCUUGCAACAAAAUUGCAACAUUCAGGGUUUCAAUGUACACGAUGUCCCAGGAGAAGAUGCUUACACCAUUCACGCGCGGCUUGGAUUCAUUGCUAACAACGAAGGCCACUGCGACAGCCCUGACUCUUGGAUUGGUUUUGGUGUAAAAUACGCUGCUUGUGAAACAGUCGAUUUCGCCUGUGGUAAUCGUGCAGUGUGUGUUGUUGAAGCAGUCAAAAAUAUUCCAGCCUUUGGAUACAUAUUGUUGCAGUGAGAAGAACUUAACCACUGCAAAUGAAAAUAGUAGUUUGUGUUUGAAAACUUUAAGAAAUAACAUUUGAUUGCACGCUUGCAC